Musa acuminata AAA Group (dessert banana) is the source of this 1832-nucleotide messenger RNA. RefSeq lists its product as uncharacterized. The transcript has 6 exons. Bases 133 to 630 code for a protein of 165 amino acids. The record is from RefSeq and is a predicted model, not a curated record. Lineage: Eukaryota; Viridiplantae; Streptophyta; Magnoliopsida; Zingiberales; Musaceae.
CCCACCGCCGCGCCGCUGCGCCCCGCCGUCUCGUCGUCGUCCUCGCCCUCCCGCGGACGACGACGAGACGAUGGAGGACAAAUUCCCAAAUUCCCUUCCGCCACGCGGGGCUUCCCCUCCCUCCUCCCCCGCAUGGGCCCUCGCCCUCCGUCUCCACCACAGCCCACGUCGUUGCUGUCGUUUCUGUCUCCGUGCGGCGGGCGGAAGCAGACGGGAGCGUGCUCCUUCAGCGCAGACGGUGACGAGGAUGAGGACGAGGCCGUAGAGGACGACGAUGGAAACGAGAGCAAGGAAGACGAACCCUCGCCAUUCGAUGUGAGGUCUUUACCUUCGGAUGAUCUUCCAGAUGUCAACAAUCAUUUCUCUGAUAGAAAAUUGUCGAUGCUUUACUCAGCUGAACCAAAUAAAAAGCCAGGACAAUAUCAACUACUAAUGAAGGGGUGGGAAAAGAAAUCAUUAAAAUCUGCACAAAGCUUGAUACUUUCAAAUGGUUCAGUGAAGGUUGAUGAGGAAAUCAUCUCAAAGAAAACACACUCCAAAGAUCAUCAAUACAACUUAAAUCGAUCUUCCAAAAUGGAGCAUGUUGAUUUAGAGAACACUUCAAAGGAGACAUGCCUUGCGUUAAGAUAGAUAUGUCUUCCACUCAGGAAGGUUGGAGUUCUUGUUGAUUGUUGAUGUCAAACAUGGAGAUAUAAAAGGAAACUUAUAAGUCAGCCUCAAAUUUUGGAGCACACUGUCGAAAACACUCUUGAGUCUCAUGUUGCUUUUUUAGUUAGUAUAGAUUCUUGUACAGGAUAGAUUAUAACUGCAGCCCCAUCUUUGUUCUCUUAUAGCAUCGAGCACUCUUUAAAGCCCACGAUCAGGUAUUUGGUUGAAGAGGUUGGUAUCAGAAGUGAUAUCAUCAAAGUUGUGUGGUUGAGCCCCCAGAUUCUUGUCCAGAGGAUUGAAAACUCAGGGAUUCAUGUUUCUCCUUGCUGUCAAGAGAAUUAGGGGCACCUAAAGAUAGCAUAGUCAAGUUGGCUACCCCACAACUCGUCCACGGUAUUGAUGAUGGAGUACUGCUUAGAAUAAACUCUCCAGGAGCAUCGGCCUGUGCAACUCUGAUAUCCUGAAAGUGUUAACAAGCCACUAAGGUAUUAUCUUUGUCACUGGAGGUGCCUACGAUCAUCUAGAGCUUCAGAGUUAAAUCAUUAACAUUAUAUGGUCAUGAUUUGAUACAUUUCCCAGGCAAAUCAAUUACUUCGAGUGGAGAAUAAUAAUAAGUAUCUACAACGAGAGAGGUGUAUUGCUUCCUUUUAAAGGUGUAGCUGUAUCUUCCUAGGCUUCUCACAGUAACAAAUGGAGAAGCAUUUAUCUUCUGUUGUUGAGUACAGAGCUCAGGGAACCCCCAUUGAUUCAGACAAUGUACCAAAUCAUUGAUGGAAUGGCAAGCUUCCAUUCCCUGUUCUCUUCAGAGUGUUCAUAUGACUGCAGAAAUGCUGCUUCCCACUGGUGGAGAUGCAAAAGGGCUCUCCGGGAGUUCAACGCUACUGCAUACACCAGCAAAAAACCUCAUGAGAAAAAUCAUGUCAACGAGUAUGUCAAGCAAAGAGAUGAUGACUGAGAGCAGUUAACUACAUCAGUAAACAGUCUAAAAUGUAAUGAUCUUUUCUUGAACUGUUCAUAAGAUUUAUGAGAAGAGUGAUGACAAAUUGCAGAGUUUCCAGUUAAUGAUCAUUGUGGAAAACUAAGAUGAGGAGACCUGUAAUUGCAAGUCACUCAAUGAUGUUGUUUUAGGUCAAACAACAAAUGUAUAUCUUAAAUAUUAAUAUUUCACUUACCUUUCCUGGUCA